Urocitellus parryii (Arctic ground squirrel) is the source of this 429-nucleotide messenger RNA. Its product is annotated as relaxin-3. The record is from RefSeq and is a predicted model, not a curated record. Gene Ontology annotation, molecular function: hormone activity; G protein-coupled receptor binding. Gene Ontology annotation, cellular component: extracellular region. NCBI's taxonomy places the organism in Eukaryota, Metazoa, Chordata, Mammalia, Rodentia, Sciuridae.
AUGGCCAAGUGCACGCUGCUGCUGCUGCUGGCCCUGGCGGUGCUGGCCGGGCAGCUGUGGCUGGUGGCCGAGGCCCGGGCAGCGCCCUACGGGGUGAAGCUUUGUGGCCGUGAAUUCAUCCGGGCGGUCAUCUUCACCUGCGGAGGCUCGCGGUGGAGGCGGUCAGGCCUCCUGGCCUCCGAAGCUAUGGGGGACGUMUUCUGGGAUGCAGACACUGAUGCAGACAGCCUGGCAGGCGAGCUGGACGAAGCUGUGGGCUCCAAUGAGUGGCUGGCCCUCACCAAAUCUCCCCAGGCCCUCUAUGGUGGUCAACCCAGCUGGCAGGGGACCUCUGGGGCUCUUAGGGGCAGUCGAGAUGUCCUAGCCGGCCUCUCCAGCAACUGCUGCAAGUGGGGGUGCAGCAAAAGCGAAAUCAGCAGCCUCUGCUAG